Molecule: messenger RNA, 378 nt
Organism: Trichosporon asahii var. asahii CBS 2479
Lineage: Eukaryota; Fungi; Basidiomycota; Tremellomycetes; Trichosporonales; Trichosporonaceae
Exons: 1
Coding region: 1-378 (125 amino acids)
Source: RefSeq, a predicted model, not a curated record
AUGACCGUGCCCCGCCUCUCUACCCUCACGGCGCUCGACACCCUGACGCAGCGCCAGAACCAACACACCCAACCCGCGAUGUCGCAGAGUAACGGCACCUCUGCCAACACUCCCGCUGAACCUGGACCACGUUACACUUGGAUCGGCUUCCGGUUCUCGCGCGCACUGACGCUGCGCGAGCGCCGCCUCCUCCACAUCGUCAUCGAGGACAGACACAUGCUCCCCGUCCCGGACCCAGCGGUGAAGAAUGCGCACGCAGAGCUUUGGUUCUACCUUGGUGACACAGGCGGAUUUGACGCGGACCAGGUCUGUCGCGGUGCCAUGGCUUGGGCCGCGAUCAAUGUACCGGAUGUGGAUUGCCAGUACAACAUUUUGUAG